This is a messenger RNA of Armigeres subalbatus, 555 nucleotides long. RefSeq names its product zinc finger HIT domain-containing protein 1. Gene Ontology annotation, biological process: chromatin remodeling. Gene Ontology annotation, molecular function: nucleosome binding. NCBI's taxonomy places the organism in Eukaryota, Metazoa, Arthropoda, Insecta, Diptera, Culicidae. The transcript has a single exon. The record is from RefSeq and is a predicted model, not a curated record. Gene Ontology annotation, cellular component: Swr1 complex. Bases 1 to 483 code for a protein of 160 amino acids.
AUGGCGUCACGAGAGUCCGGUCGAAUCCGGGAGGCGGAUAAAAAGCGUGUACUAGAUGAUGCUUCUCGAAAACGCCGUGCCCGCAAAGCACUCGAAGCUCUCGAGCAGGACAACUAUCACGAAGAUCCGCACGCUGACUUGGUGAUGUCAAAAAAGGUUCCUAAAUUUCAGGAUAAUUUAGAUGGAGGAAAUAACAACAACAGCAACAAAAAGAAGAGCAAACGCACCAAAGGGGCAGAAUACUACCGGGCUAAAUAUAGGAAAAAUUUCCCCCAGCUGUUGGAGGAAGACAAAAUGCAGCAUCCGGACGGACCGAACUACUUUACCGUUGCUGCCCAACCGUCGAAACUGCCAGAGCGCCAUUUCUGUGCCGUUUGUGGAUUUCCUUCCAGUUACACGUGCACGGCUUGCGGAACGCGAUAUUGCUCUGUACGUUGCUUGGGAACUCAUCAAGAUACGAGGUGCCUCAAAUGGACUGCGUAGUGGCGACAUUAAUCUUUAAUUGUUUAUAUUGUCUUGGAAUAAAUUGAAAUACAGUCAAGGUUAUUUUUUAAA